Molecule: messenger RNA, 1969 nt
Organism: Limanda limanda (common dab)
Lineage: Eukaryota; Metazoa; Chordata; Actinopteri; Pleuronectiformes; Pleuronectidae
Product: oocyte zinc finger protein XlCOF6.1-like
Exons: 2
Coding region: 71-1336 (421 amino acids)
Biological process (GO): regulation of transcription by RNA polymerase II
Cellular component (GO): nucleus
Molecular function (GO): DNA-binding transcription activator activity, RNA polymerase II-specific; RNA polymerase II cis-regulatory region sequence-specific DNA binding
Source: RefSeq, a predicted model, not a curated record
AGCAGUUAGCUGGGAGUCGUUGGAGCGGUCGUGUCGCAGGUUUUACGUUCAGGUUGUCCACGACGCAGCGAUGUCUUCGGAGGAAGAGGACGGUCGUCAGCGCAGACUGCUGGGCAUCGUCCUGGAAGCUGAGAUCAAGCUGCACCGGAUCGAGGUCCCACAGCUGCAUGUCUGUAAGGAGGAGGAGGUUCUGACUGACCAGCAGCUCUGUCACCAGGAGAGGAGCGCCAGUCUGGACCAAGACGACCAAAAACCUCCACAGAUUAAAGAGGAACAGGAGGAAAUCUGGAUCGGUCAAGAGGGAGAGCAGCUCGUACUGAAGCAGGAGAGUGAAACCUUCAUGUUGACUCCUGAUUAUGAAGGAAUUUACCACAGUGAUCAUCAGCUCUUCUCUCACAACUCUCUUGUGGCUGAGAGUCAAGAUCAGAACAGAAGAAACCAUUUAGGAUCAUCAAGAAAUGAAUCAGAGAUUGACUCUAAUACUCAAACAGGUGAAAAGUCUUUCAAAUGUGACACUUGUGGAAAGGCUUAUGUGUAUGAGUAUCAAUUAAAAAUACAUCUGAGAGUCCACACAGGUGAAAAACCAUAUUUAUGCAUAAUAUGUGGAAAAGCUUACAUUACUGUGUUCAGUUUGAAAAGGCAUAUGACAACUCACACAGGCGAGAAGCCCUAUUCUUGCAAAAUAUGUGGAAAAAGUUUUGGACGCAGUGGCGUCUUGAAAGUCCACAUGAGGAGUCAUACAGGUGAGAGGCCAUAUUCUUGCGAAAAUUGUGGGAAAAGUUUCAGCGACAUUUCCGCAUUGAAUAAACAUAUGAGUGUACACACCGGUGAAAAGCCGUUCUCUUGUGAAACAUGUGGGAAAUGUUUUGUAAGUAAAGGGGUUUUGAAAGUCCACAUGAGAACUCACACAGGUGACAAGCCGUACUCCUGCAGCUUCUGUGGGAAAACAUUUAGAGAGAAGUCAGGUUUGAAAAAACACAUAAGCAUGCACACAGGAGAUCAGCCGUUUUCUUGUGAAACAUGUGGGAAAGGUUUUGUAUGUGCUAAUGAUUUGAAGGUCCACAUUAGAACUCAUACAGGUGAGAAGCCGUUCCCCUGCAGCACAUGUGGGAAAAGAUUUCGUGAGAAGUCAGGUUUGAAAAAACAUAUGAGCGUGCACACAGGAGAGAAGCCGUUUUCUUGUGAAACAUGUGGGAAGAGUUAUGCACGUAGUAGCAUCUUGAAAAUCCACAUGAGAUCUCACACAGGCGAGAAGCCCUACUCCUGCAACACUUGUGAGAAAAGAUUUUAUCAGUUAUCAGACAUGAAAAAGCAUGUAAGAGUUCAUAAAGAUUAGAAGUUGUGUACUUACAUGCAAGAGAGUUUUCGGUCUUUGUGAAAUGACGGUCCACGGUUCACACUGCAGCAACUUGGGGUAAAGAUAUUUUGGAGUGACACAUUUGGAUCAUAUGAGAAAUCAAGAAGAUCAGAGACUCAACCUUUAACCAGCCCAAACUGUUUCUAAUUUAAAUUUAAAAAAGUAGUCACCUUGUGCAGCAAAACACUUUCAAAUGCUCCUACCACACUUUGAACGCUCCCUGGCACCCCCCCCCCCAAAAAAAGUCCACAUUGGUCGGACUCAAUUUUUACAGGUGCCAACUGAUUUGUGUUGGAACAAGUUGUUGUUGGAGAUAAGCGCUUUUUUAGUUAACUAAUCUUGGAAAGAUCUUUCCAUCAAAUGUACAUUUCUUGAAUGCUUUUUAUUUUAUUAUGUCAAACUCAAUCGUAUGAUGUUAUAUAAAGAUUGUUAUAUUGAAAAUGUUAUUUAUUGUAUAAAGUCUGUGAUAUUGAUGAUAAAUUAUGUGGUACUGUGGGGUCAUCCUGUCAAUUAGUGUAUUUUUUACAUCAAAUUGAUAAGAUUUUGAUCAUUUCAGGCUUCUAAUGUCAAACAUACAAGUUGUUGUAGAUGUUCUCCUGGCUAUAUGAAAUA